Molecule: messenger RNA, 2160 nt
Organism: Penicillium subrubescens
Lineage: Eukaryota; Fungi; Ascomycota; Eurotiomycetes; Eurotiales; Aspergillaceae
Product: phosphatidylinositol N-acetylglucosaminyltransferase
Exons: 3
Coding region: 1-2160 (719 amino acids)
Biological process (GO): GPI anchor biosynthetic process
Cellular component (GO): membrane; endoplasmic reticulum
Source: RefSeq, a predicted model, not a curated record
AUGCUCAUGAGCGAUGGGCUAUUGCGGGUAUUCUGGCCAUAUGAUCUCCCGCGAUCCUCGUCGCCGGGAGUGAUUGUUGGAUGGCGCAAUUCGGAGCUAGAUCUGUUCGUGCUCACGGUGUUGGAAGAUGUCGAGCCGCGCAAUGUCGACAAUGCGCUCCGCGCUGGGAUUCUCUUUCGGAAUAGCCCACAUCCGAUUGUUCGCAUCUUUACCUUGUGCGGGCGAUCCCAGAUGCACGUCCUCGGCUCGACAAAUCCACAGUCACCUCCGACCUCAUUCAACCCCUCCCAUCUAUACGUGAACACGCAAUCUACAUCCAAGGUUCCUCAAAUAUACUGUCCUCCAGGCACAAAUUUGUCAGUUCAGGUCAUCAUGUAUGAUCGCCCGCAUCCGACCCGCAUGGAGUACAUGUCUUUGAAUCCAAUCUCGCUGGCAUUGGGCGACAAGGUGGCAGCUUCAGAAAAGUUUGGACCGGUUACGGACAAGAUUGAGUCGGAAGAGGAGAAGGAGAAAGUAAGAGGUCGGCUGCUGGUUGAGAAACUCAAGUUUCACACGGUUGUCAAGCACGCGCCUUCGCAGAAGGAACAGGCACUUCCCUUGAUCAUCAACCAAGUCAAUUGCGCCUAUGAAAUGGCACAGCUGAUGCAUAAGAACACCCAUCUCAUUGGUAUUCGUGCCAAGCGGAGUAUGAGUGUUGGAGAGCGCGUGGUGGAGUCUGCCACAACAUUGUGGGGGUUUAUCGUCCUCUGCCUAGCUCACGUCUUUUGGCAAUGGAUUUGGCCUGUUAUCACUAGAAUUUUCGUGAUAGGACUUGUGUGUCACCGAUCCGUCGCAGAGAUUGUCUUGCAGGUUCUUGAAUGGCGAGCUCGACCGGAUGCUGCUGCUCUCAAGGAUAUCUCUGCGACCGCUCAGCAAGUGGAUAUACGACUCCAGCAAUUCUGUUACUGGCCUAUUCAAUAUGUCAAGCUUCGCCAACGGAAAGACAAUUGGGAAAGUGUGACGACCAGCCACCCGGAUUAUAUUCGAUUUUACAACAGCUUGUGGCUCGUCGCCAACGACGUGAUCAUCGGCAUUGCUCUCGGGUCCUAUAUCAUCGACAAUGCAAACUGGGUGGCAUCUCAAAUCAAUACUGUCCUAACAGGCUGGACUGUGGAAGGCCUGCAACGCACAAUCUCAUGGUUGAUGGAUUGGCCAGCUGGAUUGAAGUUGAACAACGAACUCGCGGCAUUCCUUGGUGACUUGUUCUUGUGGGUCAUUGAAAACUGGGCUGCGUGCAUCGCCAAUCUGCAACCAUACCUCCCACAUGUCAUCUACAUUGUGGGGUGCUCCAGUUUCGCCGGCGCCAGCAUGCCCAUCGCCUUAUUCUCCGACCUUCUUUCGAUUCUAACCGUUCACAUCUACUCAUUCUACAUUGCAUCUGCUAGAAUCUUCAAUUGGCAACUUACCAUCAUCAUCUCUCUGUUCCAUCUUUUCCGUGGAAAAAAGCGCAACGUCUUGCGCAAUCGGAUAGACUCAUGCGAUUACGACCUCGACCAGCUUUUGCUUGGCACCAUCUUGUUUACCGUCCUUUUCUUCCUUCUUCCUACUGUCAUUGUCUUUUACUUGACAUUCGCCUCGGCCCGGAUGUUGAUCAUCACCAUGAAAGCUGGUUUCGAUACCUGUCUGGCAUUUUUGAACCAUUUCCCGCUCUUCGCAUUGAUGCUGCGUGUGAAAGACUCGAGACGACUACCCGGUGGCAUCCGGUUUGAGCUUCGGGAUGCAGUGACGAAAGGUUCCAAUGAUGCAGACUCUCCGGCUGUUUCUUACAUCCACCUCGAGUCUAUCCCCCUCCCACUCCGCGCCAUGUUUGACCAAUACUUCCAACUCGGUCACCGACUCCGCAAACAUUACCUAGCACCCCGUGUCAUUUUCUGUCUCAUGACCGGCCGCUUCGUCCCGCCCAUUCACCGCCGCAACCUAUACAGCAUGCAAUAUAGCAUGCUACCGGCACGGCGCGCAGGCAUGGCCGAGGUAUGGUCAAUGUUGACGCAGCCGAAGAAAGGUGGAAACGGGAGUGGAAGUUCUAGCUCUGUCGGGGGAAUCGGAGCCUUGGGUAAUCCGAUUCCCAAGGUCCCGCCUAACUUUGGGCAAGGGGAUGUACGUCGACGGGGGCAUCGGUGA